Molecule: messenger RNA, 2333 nt
Organism: Medicago truncatula (barrel medic)
Lineage: Eukaryota; Viridiplantae; Streptophyta; Magnoliopsida; Fabales; Fabaceae
Product: adagio protein 3
Exons: 2
Coding region: 82-1989 (635 amino acids)
Biological process (GO): circadian rhythm; response to blue light
Cellular component (GO): SCF ubiquitin ligase complex; nucleus; cytosol
Molecular function (GO): protein binding
Source: RefSeq, a predicted model, not a curated record
CUAGCUUUGUGUUUGUCAGAAAAAACAGAACAAGUUUGUUUCGUUCUGACAAUAGAUAGAUAGAGAGAGAGAGAGAGAAACAUGGCUAUGGCAAGAGAUAAAAAAGAAGAUGAAGAAGAGGUUCAUAAUCAAAAUCAAAAGGUUGGGAAGAGAUUGAAAUGCAUGAACAUGAUGAAGAAUGAACAAGAAGAAAAUCAAGUAGUUGAUGAAGAAGAAAGUGAGCUUCCAUUAAAACCAGAACUUUUCUUCUACCCAACAACACCAACAUCUUUUGUUGUAUCAGAUGCACUUGAAUCAGAUUUUCCAAUCAUUUAUGUCAACAAAGUCUUUGAAAUCUCAACUGGGUAUCGUGCUCAUGAAGCCCUUGGUCGUAACUGCCGGUUCUUACAAUAUAGGGAUCCUAGAGCUCAGAGACGGCAUCCUUUGGUGGAUCCAGUCGUUGUGUCUGAGAUUAGAAGAUGUCUUGAAGAAGGUAUUGAGUUCCAAGGUGAACUUUUGAAUUUCAGAAAGGAUGGUACUCCCUUAGUCAACAGACUUAGGCUUACGCCAAUUCAUGAUGAUGAUGGAGUCGUGACACACAUAAUAGGUAUCCAAAUCUUUUCCGAGGCAAACAUAGACUUGAACCGCGUUUCUUAUCCAGUUUUCAGAGAGACUUGCAUUCAAGAUUUUGAUAAAAAUGCUAAAUAUUCUCCCAAAAGUGGGAAAUUAUUGUACACUCCGCAGAAGCGCGAAGAGAUGUGUGGCAUUCUUCAGCUUUCUGAUGAAGUCUUGGCGCACAACAUAUUGUCACGCUUGACACCGAGGGAUGUUGCAUCGAUCGGUUCUGUUUGCAGGAGGAUCCGUCAAUUAACAAAGAACGAGCACGUUAGGAAGAUGGUUUGUCAAAAUGCAUGGGGCAAAGAAGUGACAGGUACAUUGGAACUGAUGACCAAGAAGUUAGGUUGGGGUCGUCUGACUCGGGAGCUUACUACUCUUGAGGCUGUUUGCUGGAAAAAAGUUACAGUUGGAGGCGGGGUUGAGCCUUCACGCUGCAAUUUCAGUGCUUGUGCUGCAGGAAAUAGGCUUGUAUUAUUUGGAGGUGAAGGAGUGGAUAUGCAGCCUAUGGAUGAUACUUUUGUUCUAAAUCUUGAUGCUAAGAAUCCAGAAUGGCAAAGGGUUAGUGUGAUAUCAUCCCCGCCCGGCCGAUGGGGCCACACACUCUCUUGCUUAAACAGUUCUUGGCUAGUUGUUUUUGGUGGAUGUGGUAGGCAAGGAUUGCUCAAUGAUGUGUUUGUGCUUGAUUUGGAUGCUCAACAGCCAACAUGGAAGGAAGUUUUCGGUGAAGCACCGCCUCUUCCGAGAUCUUGGCACAGCUCAUGCACAAUUGAAGGCUCUAAAUUGGUUGUCUCGGGCGGCUGCACAGAUGCUGGAGUACUUCUUAGUGACACAUAUUUACUUGACCUCACAAUAGAUAAUCCUACAUGGAGAGAAAUUCCAACUUCAUGGACUCCUCCUUCUAGGUUAGGGCACUCACUCUCAGUUUAUGGUAGGACAAAGAUUCUCAUGUUUGGUGGACUUGCAAAGAGCGGACACUUAAGGUUAAGAUCAGGUGAGGCUUAUACAAUAGAUUUAGAAGCUGAACAACCACAAUGGAGGCAACUAGAAUGUAGUGCAUUCACAGGUUUAUCAAAUCAAAAUGCUGUUGUACCUCCUCCUAGACUAGAUCAUGUUGCCGUAAGCAUGCCUUGUGGGAGGGUUAUUAUAUUUGGAGGUUCCAUUGCAGGUCUUCAUUCACCGUCUCAACUAUUUCUAUUGGACCCUGCCGAAGAGAAACCGACGUGGAGGAUCCUCAAUGUUCCGGGGGAACCACCUAAAUUUGCUUGGGGUCAUAGCACUUGUGUGGUUGGAGGGACUAGGGUUUUGGUGUUGGGUGGACAUACCGGGGAGGAAUGGGUACUAAAUGAGUUGCAUGAGUUAUGCUUGGCAAGUCGACAAGACUCUGACAUGUGAUGAGUGAUCGCUUAUGAAAAUCAACUGAACCGGAUCCUCUACAGACAGUCUAUCCGAAUCUCAGUUGUUGGAUUAAGCUGCAACUCGGAUCAAACGGUCGAGAUUUGGCUGAAUUGGCUGCAGAGAAGAGGAUCUAGUCUGAAAUCAAACCAUAUCUCUUCUCUCAAGACAAGUUUUUGGUUACAAAAGAAAAGUUUACUUUCGGUUUACUUAGUAGUUUGGUUUUGUUUAUAAACUAUAUUGUAUGUCUGUUAUAUGCCAUUUGUAUUAUGAGUAUAUUUACCACGGUUUAUGUUUGUAUGUGGCUCUAGGAAACCUCUCUCUAUAUCAGUUAUAUUGUAUCA